Naegleria fowleri is the source of this 240-nucleotide messenger RNA. RefSeq lists its product as uncharacterized. The transcript is spliced from 2 exons. The coding region runs from base 1 to 240 and encodes 79 amino acids. NCBI's taxonomy places the organism in Eukaryota, Heterolobosea, Eutetramitea, Acrasida, Naegleriidae. The record is from RefSeq and is a predicted model, not a curated record.
AUGAGUCAUGCUGCAAACCUGAUCAAAAUGCAACAACAAAUUCGAAACAAUGCGCAAGAAUACAGUGAUUUUGUUUCGGAUUUGAAAAAGUGGACCAAAGACAUUUCGGAGAAGGAUAAAAAGUUGCAAGAGGGAUCACAAAAAAAGAAAUAUCGGCCUGUGAGAGGCACUUCUGAACCCUCCAUUGAUCCCGACGAAGAAGCAGAAAAAUUAAAAGAAACUGGAAAUGAUUUUUUUUAA